CCUCCUCUCCCUCGCCUGCUCCGCUGGGUACUAUGAACUCGCCCAGGUGUUGCUCGCGAUGCACGCCAGCGUCGAGGACCGCGGCAUCAAGGGCGAUUGCACGCCCCUGAUGGAGGCGGCGAGCGCGGGGCAUGUCGACAUCGUGCGGCUGCUGGUGGCGCAUGGCGCGGAUGUUAACGCUGUUUCCACCUCCGGCAACACGCCGCUCAUGUACGCCUGCGCCGGCGGACACGAGGACUGCGUCCGCGCGCUGCUCGACAACGGCGCCAACGUCGAGGACCACAACGAGAACGGACAUACGCCGCUCAUGGAGGCGGCGUCCGCCGGUCACGUGGGCGUGGCUAAGAUCCUCCUGGAGCACGGCGCGGGCAUCAACACUCACUCGAACGAGUUCAAGGAGUCAGCGCUGACGCUGGCGUGCUACAAGGGCCACCUGGACAUGGUGCGCUUCCUGCUGGCCGCCGGCGCCGACCGCGAGCACAAGACCGACGAGAUGCACACCGCACUCAUGGAGGCCAGCAUGGACGGACACGUCGAGGUCGCACGCCUACUGCUCGACUCGGGCGCACAGGUGAACAUGCCGACGGACAGCUUCGAGUCGCCGCUGACGCUGGCGGCGUGCGGCGGGCACGUGGAGCUGGCCAUGCUGCUGCUGGAG
Papilio polytes (common Mormon) is the source of this 658-nucleotide messenger RNA. RefSeq names its product ankyrin repeat domain-containing protein 17-like. The record is from RefSeq and is a predicted model, not a curated record. The annotation marks the transcript as partial. Gene Ontology annotation, molecular function: protein binding. Gene Ontology annotation, cellular component: cytoplasm. The transcript has 4 exons. Gene Ontology annotation, biological process: innate immune response. NCBI's taxonomy places the organism in Eukaryota, Metazoa, Arthropoda, Insecta, Lepidoptera, Papilionidae.